AUGAUAUCUGCUCCAGACUGCUCAAUCCUUAUAUCCCCGUUAGUUCGGGUCGUAGUCAACCCCGGUCAAAUAGAGCCAUCGAAAGCGGACGAUAUCUGUGCACGUCUCGAUUACGUUCGCAACAACAGCGAAUUCAGCGAUAUCGCUGCCAGCGCAACGACGGUGAUUGAUGACACAUUGGGCGCAGACGAACUUCGAGAUCGAGACCUGGGGGGUGCGGAUUUGGACGCAUCAGAGGAGAAACUAGACGAUGUGCGACCUCAGUCAGAGCUUUCAAAAUGGUUCCUCUCCGUGAGGAAUUGUAUUGCGAAGGAGACCAGGAAACACGGACUACCGAAGUGUUACCAGCGGGGAGACUUUUUCUAUCGUCCUCGACAUCCUGUAUUUGCCCUCCAGCAUGCCGCAUCCCACGAAUUCAAGCCGUCAUCGUUGUAUGCAAAGGAUGUAUUCAUCUGGCUUCCCCAUCUGCUCCCCGGAUGUACCGAUAAUUUGCGAUGCAAGUGUGGUGUGUAUUUGAUACGAAAAGGUUUCAGUGAUAAUCCCAUCGCGCGCCGCGUUCGACACCUUCCGGAGGAUUAUUAUCUCUUGACCAGCCGUUAUCUCUGCGAUAAGGAUCGGCAGACCAAUCCUGGUUGCGGCAAGAAUUACCAGGGAACCGAUCCGCAUAUUGUCACCCAGCUUCCUCGUUUUGUUCAGGAAGCAUUUCCAGCCUAUCUGUCCGAUGGAGCGGGCAUCGACAAAACUCUGAUGCAGACUUUCAACUCGUGUGUCGUCAAGCGACUUGGACCAUCCCCCUUUUCGGAACUUGCUUCCGAAAUUCAGCAUAGGCAUCAUGCUCGCAAAGAGCUGAUGUAUUAUGCAGCCGCAGAACACUACCAGUACUAUGGUAAAGAACAGAUUCCCUCUUUCUCAUCAUUCUCUGAUCCACUCGGGUAUGCGGGACUGCCUCCAUCUGUAUCAUACCUACGAGACAUGUACACCAGCUACAUUACUGCUCACCGUAUCUUCAUGGAUCGGGCUCAGGCAGCUUUACCGCUAGGGAUUGCGAAAGCUGAUCACACUUUCGAUGUUCUGAAGUACAUGGGAGGUCUCAAGGGAGAACCAAUUUGGAAGGCGCUAUACAGUAUCGUCAAUCAAUGGGAGGAGGUCCGCGGACAUUGUUUCGCUCUGACAAAGUCGCUGUCAAAUGUUCGCGACAUGAUGCGUUUGAUUCAAGCUAGCCUUGAGAAGGUUGGACAUCCUCCAACCAGCAUUUUGUAUACCGAUUCACCCCAAAUGGAACAAUCCUUUCACGAACUCAUCACACCAUCACUAGCGGUUGAUGUUGUUCAUGUGAACCCCAUGUCUGAUUUUCGUCCUCUUGAGUUCACCCCUGGAGAGCUUCCAAAUGCAAUCUACUCGGAGGACGCAGCAUAUAUUGAUGACUUGAUUUCUGAUAUCAUGCCUCAAGCCCCGAGUCUGGACUCGGACAUCACAGCCUGUGGUGUUGUCACAAUCUCAAUAAAGAGUUCUCCGGGUCCUCCACCCCAAAUUGAGAUUGUGCAAAUUCGAAGCUCGACAAGAGCUCAUACAUUCAAGAUCUCCGCGUUCAAGUUGCGCCCAAACUUACUUCCUGCCCUUCGCUCUCUUCUGACGUCUGACUCAAUCAUCAAAGUCGGCUAUCAGAUCCAGCACAUCCUUUCUACCUUGCUUGCGAUGCUACUGGUGCCAACUCAAGCACCCCCAUCGCGCAUGAUUGAUCUCGGCGAGUUUGCGAGACUCACCGGUGUUGUCGAGGACCCAAACAGUCCGCUGGAUGUUCUCAUCGGCACAGCUUUGCGCAGGUCAUAUGAGCCCUUGGAGAUCACGGCAGAGAAAUGGGAAUCCCCCUGUUCUUCCAACGAUAUUGAGGCUCUCCACCUUGACAUAGAUGGUAUCUGGCAGCUUUGGAGUUUUAUCUCCUCCCGAGAACCUGUUGGCUUGCAGCUCGAGCCAGAUCAGUGCGUGCCAGGGACCGCAGUCAGUCUCGUUCAGGGCAAAAAACAUGUUGCCCGUGGCUUCAUUGCUGUAUCCUCUGACGCCCAUCUCAAUGUGCCGGCAGCCGAUGGAACAAAUAAUACUCUUCGCAUUGCUAUCACUGCCAGUCGGUGCUUGAUCCGGAUCACAGAAGUUCUGAUUCCUGGCGCCAUUCAUCGACUUCAUCGGUCAACGAUUGAAUUCAUUCAUCAGAACGGCGGGCUUGCUGUUGUCGCCCGGAGCCAGCUACGUUCGCGCACUGUAACUAUUCCCCUACCCGGCCAAACGACAUUCGGAUUUUCCCAGCCUGGACCACCGAGUUCUGCACUGGAAGGCGACCAUUCCAAUUUUGAGAUCUCAUAUGAGCCGGGCUCAGAAAUUCAGUUCGAUUUCUGGUCUCCAUCCCAAGAGGAUACUUUUAUGUUUGAAGAUGAGGACGACGAGAAUGAUGAAGAUGAAAAUGAGUUACCGGACGACGAUGGCAAUCCUGGCCAAUCCUCUGAGAAUCGAACCACAUUCUCAAGCCGUGUUCUCGAUGACGCCUUCCAUUUCAUGGACCGUUUGAUUCGACUGCUUUCCAAGAAGCAUUCCGCUUUCAAACACUUCUGCUGGGAUUUUAGUGCUGCCAUCUUCAUCCGCGACCGCGAGGAUCUUGCAAAAGUCCGUGCAGCGCUCGAGAAGCGAGGAAUAAACUGGGAAUAUGCUCUUCGUGCCAUGUCGGAUGCACUGAAUCGCCGUAUCCGACGGUUCAUCCCAGAUCGAGACACCCUGUACAAACGACUCUUGAUUCUAUUCCGGAGUUAUCAAGACAUCAUCUGCUCGACACAGAAAGCAGGUUCACAGACUGUUUUCUUCCCGCAGGUGGCAAAAGAAAUGGCUGACCGUCUUCUCGAAACCGCGCGCCUGGGAUUCCUGUCCGACCCGCCCAACAUUCCGCUCUACUAUAUCAUGGGAACCGAUCGCGAUGGGUUGACCGUCUAUCGCACUGUCCGCGGCACCAACUCCGUUGAGGGCGGUGUUCAUAUGGCUGUUCGACGUAUUUUUGGCUCCCUUCGAGCAUCGCCAGAGUUGGCAGAGUCCAUCUACUGCUAUUGGAUAUUCAGACGCAAUCAGUCGGUUGGACACCAUAACCGCACCGGUACCAAGUUCCGCUCGCAUUAUGAUCUGUGGGUCACAGACGAAACCGUUGAGAUUGCCUCGCAUCUCAAUGUCGACCCCUCAUUCAAGCCUCCUGCCAUCCUUUCCACUCGAAUCGCUACCUCGGAGACAUCUGGCAUUGUGCCUUUCGACAAAUCACUGGCUGCAGACCUGGGAAUUGUGACGCUGCCCAAUGUUCGUGUCGAAGGUGUCCCCGAAUACCAUGAUCUUCCCGUCCAUGCACUCAUGCGCCUAUUCACGCGCCGCACAAAUGUAUAUCUGCAUCUCCAAACCCGGCUGCAGACAUUGUAUCCUGUUACCCCCGUCAUAACUCAUGCAGAGUUCAUCUAUUUCAACGAGGAGAUCAAGAAUCCGAAGCACAAGAAGAAGACUCGCCAGCAGUAUCCUCCUCAUGAGGCCUAUAAAGCAAUUGAUUAUAACUCUGUCGCGUGGUCAUUCAACGGUGCUGUUGGAGCUCAAGAUCAGGCGAUCAUCGAACCAGAACGUCGGAUGUAUUACAAGCAUCCCAGCCAACUGGAGGCGCAUCACAAGAAGGUGAUACUCUGGAAGUUGGAGCGGACAACCCUCUUCAUGGGUGACAAUGCUCUGGCCCUGAAAGCGUUUAGCGACAUUCUCAAUUCAGACGCGAAUACGGUCUCGACCCUCACUGCUCUUCCACUCUCGAGCACCGUCGAUGAUACCGAAAAGACAGUUGAGCAGCUCGCUCUCGAGACAGAGCAUGCUAGUGCGCAAAACUCUGCUGCCGAUAAGUAUGCUUCGGGAUCAAGUGUGGUCACUGACGAGCAGUCCGCAUCCACCAAUCAGGACCCCUCUCAUCCAGACCCAAACGGCACAGACUCACAGGACGAUCCCAUGGAUGUCGAUGAGCCAACAGGUCCUGACCCAGCUACCAUCGCAUUUGAACAGCCUCCGCCCCCGCCAGCGCAGCCCCCGGCGCCCCCGCCCCCGCCGGCGCAGCCCGUACAUGUCGUCCAACAGCAAAUGUCGUUUAGAGAAGGUGCUUUCGAGCUGGUGACGGGGAACGUGGUUGCUGGUUCAAGCAGUGGCCGGUCGAGGAAGCGCUGCGCGCGAUGCAUAGCUCAAAUGUGCCCAAAACGUGCGAUCUGUGCCGGGGUUGCAAAUCGUCAGCGCUGCAGCUGUGCCCACCCGGAUGUACCGGGAAGCAAACGCGUCCGUGUGUCCGAAGAGGCGAUUCGGAAACACUUGCACGCAAACGGUAUUCGUGAUUAUUCCGUCGACUAG
Molecule: messenger RNA, 4395 nt
Organism: Mycena citricolor
Lineage: Eukaryota; Fungi; Basidiomycota; Agaricomycetes; Agaricales; Mycenaceae
Source: the annotation of a GenBank genome assembly